AUGUGGAUGCAAGAAGCGCUUGAUCAUCUAGAUACAGAAACAAAUAAUACAUCAAUUAAUAAAAUUGAUAUAUUAGAUCAUCUUGCUUAUGCAACAUCACAGCAAGGAAAUGUUGAACAUGCAUUAGCAAUUACAAAAGAAAUGCUUACAAUUGCUCCGGAUCAUGCUCGUGCAAAUAAUAAUAAAGUUUAUUAUGAAUCUAUUAUUAAAAAUCGAACAUUAACGAAACAAAAACGAAAAGAUGAUAUAAAUAUGAAUGAUUUAACAAAUCUUAAAUUAAAGUCAAUAAUAUCAAAUGAUAAAAAUUAUACAAUAAAUAAUGAACGAUCAGAUGAUGAUUUAGAGGAACAAGAAUUAUAUGAAAAACUUUGUCGACAAAAUGGAGCUCAAUUAAAUCCAAAACAUCAAGCAAAAUUAUUUUGUCGUUACCGUCAUAAUAAUCAUCCAUAUCUAAUUUUAAAACCAAUUAAAGAAGAACAAUUAUUAGAUCAACCAGCUAUUUAUCUUUUUCAUGAUAUUAUGAGUGAUAAACAUAUUGAAGAAAUUAAAUCACUUGCUUUACCAAGAUUACAACGUGCCGUCGUUCGUGAUUCUGCUACUGAUACUUUUAAACCAGCUGAUUAUAGAAUUUGUAAGAGCGCUUGGUUAAGAAAUGAAGAUUCACCAGUAGUAGCUCGUUUAUCACGAUUGAUUGAAGCUGUUACAAAUUUAAGCAUGAUAACAGCGGAAGAUCUUCAAAUUGCAAAUUAUGGUGUUGGUGGUCAUUAUGAACCACAUUUUGAUUUUGCACGAAAAAUGGAAAAUGAUGCUUUUUCAGGCCUUGGUGUUGGAAAUCGUAUAGCUACAUGGUUGACUUAUUUGAGUAAUGUAGAAGAAGGUGGUGCAACUGUUUUUCCUUUAGUUGGUGGUCAUUUAAAACCGAAAAAAGGAAGUGCAGCAUUUUGGUAUAAUCUUCAUGCGUCUGGAGAAGGUGAUCGUAGUACUCGUCAUGCAGGUAGAGUUUUAGUUCUGAAUAUUUUUAUGUGCAUUGUUCUUUUUCCUUUAUCAGCUUGUCCUGUAUUGAUUGGUAAUAAAUGGGUAGCAAAUAAAUGGAUUCGUGAACGUGGCCAAGAAUUUCGUCGACCAUGUUCACUUGAUCCAAAGGCAUGA
This is a messenger RNA of Rotaria sp. Silwood2, 1149 nucleotides long. NCBI's taxonomy places the organism in Eukaryota, Metazoa, Rotifera, Eurotatoria, Philodinida, Philodinidae. The record is from the annotation of a GenBank genome assembly.